This is a messenger RNA of Peromyscus leucopus (white-footed mouse), 1682 nucleotides long. It is a transcript of the gene Ascl5, whose product is annotated as achaete-scute family bHLH transcription factor 5. The record is from RefSeq and is a predicted model, not a curated record. Bases 577 to 1140 code for a protein of 187 amino acids. Gene Ontology annotation, molecular function: protein dimerization activity; RNA polymerase II transcription regulatory region sequence-specific DNA binding; DNA-binding transcription factor activity, RNA polymerase II-specific. The transcript has a single exon. Lineage: Eukaryota; Metazoa; Chordata; Mammalia; Rodentia; Cricetidae. Gene Ontology annotation, biological process: regulation of transcription by RNA polymerase II; developmental process.
CACACUCUCUUCCCUCCUGAUCGUUUCUGGAGAUAGGAGUGCCACAAGGGCCUUUCCUUAUUGAUAUGUCCACUCUUCUCUGCUUUUAGCAAAAUUCUGGGGCCUCUUCUGCAAAGCUGACACACUCGCUGCCCUCACCCCUUCUCCGCAGCUUGGGGAUCCUGCGACAAGAAUCGGUGAAGAACAAGAACUGGGCAUCGGAGCACCUGGUCAUGGAGGCUCACAGCUAGCGUCAGGGACAGGUGCCAGUGUUGGGCUGCAGGAAGAGGCAAGACUCGCAGAUCACAAGGUCCAGGGAAGAGGGCGAGAGUCCUCAGAUUACUCAAUACAUGGUACCCCAAGCAAGAUCGCAGCAGGUACCUGCUGAAGCUCCGCAAGGAGCUGCACUUGUCCAGAGCUAUGACUCGCUUUAGGAAGUCCAAGUCAACCCAAAAAAGCAAAAUGAAGCCUUAGCAACUCGCGGUGCCCCAGAGCUGCUAGCGAUGUGACUUGUCCCCCGUAGUCAGGACCACACAGAGCCCGAGCAGAGGCCAUUCGGUGAGGGGCCUCACCCUGGGUCCAGCUCCACGGGGCGCAAUGAACAGUAACUUCUGCCGGGCCCUGGUGGACCGCGGGGCUCCCAGCGGCAUGCAGCUGGGUGUCGUGGCCCCUGCAGGACAGACGCCGCUGGCAGCCACGGAGCCCCUGGGCAACGUCCCCUUCCUGCUGUACCCUGGCCAUGCCGAGCCGCCUUACUACGACGCCUACGCUGGGGUGUUCCCCUACGUGCCCUUCCCCGGCGCCUUCGGGGUCUACGACUACCCGUUCGAGCCCGCCUUCAUCCAGAAGCGCAACGAGCGCGAGCGGCAGCGCGUCAAGUGCGUGAACGAGGGCUACGCGCGCCUCCGCGGCCACCUCCCCGGCGCCCUGGCGGAGAAGCGGCUCAGCAAGGUGGAGACCCUGCGCGCCGCCAUCCGCUACAUCAAGUACCUGCAGGAGCUGCUGAGCGCCGCCCCCGACGGCGAGCCGCCUGCAGCCACCUCCCCGCAACCCGCUUGCCAGGGCAAUGCGCCACCACCCGCCUUCCUGGUGGCCGAGUGCAGUGGGUCCUCCUCCUUCUCCUCCUCGCCUUUCUUAGAGUCGGAGGAACCCAGCCUUUGAUGGGGCCAGAGGCCUCGACUUGUCCCUCUAGGGAACAGUAUGGGGGCUUCUGGGUCAUCUGUGCCGGGCAGGACAGUGAUGUUCAAGGACUGUGCUCCCACCUCCACCCACUUGGGCCAAAUGUGCGAGCCCGGGGUAGAAAGGGCGAGAUAGGGAUCACAGGAGGUGGUGAAUGCAGUGAGGAGCGGAGCUCUGGACAGCUCCUGGACCCGACGGCCUCUUGGCCUGAGCGCGGCUCUGGGCUCUGUCGUCCACCACAGCAACAAGUCCCCUGGAAGCCUGCAGCACUUUGCGAUGCCUGGAUCUUCCACAAGAUGGCCUCAAAUGCUAGCGGGGAGCUUGAUUGCCUCUAGAGAUCAGGAAUGCGUGUGUGUACGUGUGUGUGUGUGUGUGUGUGUGUGUGUGUGUGUGUGUGUUACACGCGCACUUCUGUCGCUGGUGCUGGUUGCUUGACAGCGAAUGAUCACCUCCGCUCUCCCUCUCCCACCCUUCGGUAUAGUCUUCUGGUCUUUUCCCAGGUUAAGGACUUCCAUCCCUCCCCC